Megachile rotundata (alfalfa leafcutting bee) is the source of this 2616-nucleotide messenger RNA. Its product is annotated as protein muscleblind. Lineage: Eukaryota; Metazoa; Arthropoda; Insecta; Hymenoptera; Megachilidae. Gene Ontology annotation, molecular function: RNA binding; metal ion binding. Gene Ontology annotation, biological process: regulation of RNA splicing. The record is from RefSeq and is a predicted model, not a curated record. Gene Ontology annotation, cellular component: nucleoplasm; cytoplasm.
GGGGGCGCUGCCGUCGGACAGUCGGUGUCGCGCCAGGACCCCGUUUGCGGCUAGCCAAGCAAGCAGCAAGCAGUCGCAAUCCCGUCGCCUAACCAGCAUUGCUCGCCUUAUCUUUUUCACCCUCUUACAAAAUCGCAUCGAGGCUUCCGUCAGCUGCAUAUAUUUGCCCCGUUCCAUCAGCCGGUCCCUUCGACGACGUCUGUCGUCGUUCACCGUCGCCAUUGCCGCCGCCACCGCCGCCACCGCCGCCGUCGCUGUCGCCGCUGCUGCUACUGCCGUCGUCAUCGUCGCACACGCAGUACGUCGUCGUUAUUGCCCUCGCAAUAGUCGUGCAGUCGCGCGUGGUUCGCAUAGCAGCGGCUUUCGUGGAAAAGCGAGAUUAUAUUAGAUACGCGAUCGUAAUAAUACAUACGUGUACGUAAAAACGAGAUUUAAGAAAGAAAAAGGCGGGGACCUUUGUGAAUCGGGUGAAGAGCUGAUUAUGAGUUUGAACGGUGUGCAGCAGGUCAGCGUGCAUCCGGGCCAGCGUCGUUGAGGAAAAGUGAUAACAAGUUGUUCGUGAUUUUGUUGUGUCCGACGAUUGACCGGAACAGAGAGUAAUACAGAGUGAGAGUAACGAGAAUUUCCUGGCCGUUUCAGUGAGAAAGAGAGCGAGUGCACCGUUGUCGGGAUCUGGGGAUCGUGUGUCGCACGUUUGAAAGAGCGAAUCGUGUCGUCGACGGAAUAUAUAAGUGCUGGCAAAUAAGAUAUUUGGUGGUGUUGUUUCGUUACCAACAGUGAGAGAAGUAUCGAGUUCUGAGAAGAAGCAAACGAAGGCUCACCGACCGCCUAACCUGUCACGGUGACCGACAUCACGGCGAGAUCGCGGCUGAUACCUCCGCGUGUUCCGGCGCAAGAACAGCAGAAACCGGAGGUGGACCGCGGGAGGAGCAAGGAGAGCGCUUCGAAUAAAUGACGUGAAUCGAAGGAAACGGAAACGCAACGUCGCUCGCUAACUCGCAAUCCCCCUUCCCUCCCUCCCCAAUCACUCAUUCUGACCUUUCCCAUCCCUUCAGCCACGAUUCACGACCCUUCGCAACCUGACCUUUGCCUUCUUUCACCUGCUUCGUCGCCUUCGACCGCCUUCUAGCGCUUAUUCUCUCUCUCUUCUAUCUUCCGAAUUUCCAUCCCUUAGCGUAGAGCUACCCCUUUAUCGAGGAUUCCGAUCCUUAAUCCUUGGUCCAUCGACAAACAGACACGUACACCCAACGACCAAACAGACACGUAGAAUCCACUUAAUCGCUGGGUGGUCGACGCGCAGCUUUCUCAAGCUUUGCCUUCCUCCUCGCGACACUAAAGCUCGACACCGCGCGAAGAUCGCACACAGGGAAGAUCGGAAGAGCUGAUCGGAUUCGUCGAGCCUAAAUCGUUGAAAGAAUCGGAAAUAAUAGUAGGUUUGCUCGCAUAUAUCUUCCACGGUGAGAGUAUCCUUCGCCUCCUGCCGCUUCUUUACACGCUCUCUCUGCAAUCCUGCUCGACCCGACGCCAUCAUCGAUCCACCGGUGACAGAAACGAAAAAAGAUCCACGCAAAGAAGCUCUCUUUCUCUCUCUCUCUCUAUUUCGACACGCGUGUUGUUUGUUGUUCGAUCGUUCGGAAACGGCUCGGGUGUGGCCCGGUGUGUGGAGUUCAUCACGAGGAUAGAAAGAACGGUGUUCGGCCAAUUUUUGUUCGGCAUUCGAUUAUUUUUAGUUUCCGUUCGGUUCGGCUGAUCGCGACCGGUUCGAUACACGGUGUUCCUCGAUAAUUGCUAAUCGCAACAACGAAUAUAGUUAGGCGGAUCGACGGGAGGAUAAAUAAAACACGGUUAGUUUUCGAUCGCGAUAUUAAUACGCCGCGCGUGAUUUUUCGCUACGUACGAGGAAGACACGGAGAAAGGCCACUUUGCCGAAAGGACGCGUUCAUGGAACAAUAAACAGAUUAUUCAGAAAGUGAACGCGAAGAAACGAGGCAAGGCGCAGUGCUCGGAGAAGAGAAGAUCGUCGUGCGAAGAGGAUAAAUUAAAGUCGGUAUAGAAAGCCGGAUUUUGUGUAGCCCUAGUAAGGAGGAGUUCCCCGUUGGUCUUCCAGGAGUUGGAAGUAUGGCAAUGGUCAACAUGAAUAACCUACUGAACGGCAAGGACUCCCGAUGGCUGCAGCUUGAGGUUUGCAGGGAGUUUCAACGCAACAAGUGUACUAGGCCUGACACGGAGUGCAAAUUCGCUCAUCCGCCGGCUAACGUCGAGGUGCAGAAUGGACGGGUCACUGCUUGCUACGACAGUAUUAAGGGUCGAUGUAACCGGGAUAAGCCCCCCUGCAAAUAUUUCCAUCCACCGCAACACCUGAAGGACCAGCUUUUGAUAAACGGGCGCAAUCAUUUGGCGCUAAAGAAUGCGUUAAUGCAACAAAUGGGUCUCACACCGGCCCAGCCACUUGUACCUGGCCAGGUACCAACAGUGGAGGCACCGGCACCUCCGGCACCACACCAUCACCUUCAACAGCAAAUCCAGCAGCAACUUCUCGCUACCCACGCCUUUAUGGUAACUCCUGGUUUUGGUUGGCUUCCACUAAUUUUUUUAGUUUAAACGAAAAUCUUUUUU